CAAACAAGCUCAAGAGAUGGUUACCAAGCUUCAGAACAUGUUAAAGCUGAAGUGUAAUCUUGAAGAUGAGAACCAAGAACUCAAAGACAAAGUCACAAAUGUUAUAGAUGAGCUUGCCAUUACUCGAGAGGAACACAAGCUAGCCAUGACCAUGUCUGAGAAGAAGAUGGAAGAUCUCCAAGCAAGUCACAAACAGGAAAUAGAUGAACUUCUAGAGACUACCACAGCACAGAGAGAGAAGGAGGUUGGGCUAUUACAAGAGAGUUUACAGUCCAAGAUGAAUGAGAUUGGUAAACUUCAUAAGCAGCUAACUGAGCUGGAGAGAGAGAAACAGACUGAAGUGGCUAGAGUUAGGCUGGAGUAUGAUGCCAAACUAUUGAAGCUGCAGAAAGAAAUCACGAGAGCUCAGCAACAGAGCUCAAAGACUGCAAACAGAGGCAGUGAUAUAUUCAGACAGAAACUAUCGAAUGUGAAAGCCGAAGCUGACCAGCAGAUCUCGUCUCUCAAGAGAACCAUUUCUGACCUACAGAGGCGGCUUGAUGCACAAACAGGAGGCACCUAUGGACCAAAGAGAAAGUUCUGAGGUGGAUAACUGCAUCCUACGACAACAAUAAACUUUUAAAAUCUGCUCAUGAUCAUAUUUUGACUGAUUUCGAUUGUACCUUGAAGGAUUUCUAAGCUUCUUAACUCCAUAUAUUUGCUGUGGAUUGCACCCCAGACUGCCACAUUGUUUGGAGUCUAUGGUUCGCAUAUGUAUACUGUAUGUGUGAAAAAAAGCUAACUGUGGCAAUCUACUAUUUCUUCCAUAUGUUAACAUUAGCCAAUUUAAGGAAUUCAUUAAACAUUAUACAAACCUGGUAAAAGGUAAACCACUUGAAAAUACUGCAGCAACAUAAAUGCAAUUUAAAUAAACAGUGUGUGUUCCACAUGUUUGUAUCUUGUAUGCAUACAGGAUAUUGUUCCAUGAAGUUUUAUUCCUUGCUCCCCAUAAUAUUUUCCCUUCCCUUUCAUCGAUAGGUGAAAUUUGAUGCAUUUGAAUUAUGCAGGUAGUUUACUGUGUCUUGUCUGAACCGGAUUUGUGAUUUGAUCUGAUAUAUUUCUGAACUCCCCAUAAAGUGUAUUGUGAAAUAUUGUAGGCAUCCAUAUGCAAUAACGAUCAAUUAAGUUAGCAUAUGUUCUUUACUAACUCUUAGUAGAUCAAGUACAUGCAUUCUAAAGUUGAGUUUAAGCCGUUUUCAUUUUGUUACAUGUACACGUAUGUAAAUGGU
Strongylocentrotus purpuratus (purple sea urchin) is the source of this 1268-nucleotide messenger RNA. Its product is annotated as coiled-coil domain-containing protein 152-like. The transcript has 6 exons. The coding region runs from base 17 to 583 and encodes 188 amino acids. Lineage: Eukaryota; Metazoa; Echinodermata; Echinoidea; Camarodonta; Strongylocentrotidae. The record is from RefSeq and is a predicted model, not a curated record.